This is a messenger RNA of Panthera uncia (snow leopard), 5308 nucleotides long. It is a transcript of the gene ADGRG3, whose product is annotated as adhesion G protein-coupled receptor G3. Lineage: Eukaryota; Metazoa; Chordata; Mammalia; Carnivora; Felidae. Gene Ontology annotation, biological process: cell surface receptor signaling pathway; adenylate cyclase-activating G protein-coupled receptor signaling pathway. Bases 87 to 1967 code for a protein of 626 amino acids. The record is from RefSeq and is a predicted model, not a curated record. The transcript has 13 exons. Gene Ontology annotation, cellular component: membrane. Gene Ontology annotation, molecular function: G protein-coupled receptor activity.
GUGGAGGCAGGCCGCACAGCAGAGCCUGGGGACAGAGGGACACAUAGACACCAGGCUCCGGCCAGUGCGGACAAGGCUGACCAAGGAUGGUGACACCCGGGGCCCUGAGGGUCCUGUUUCUCCUGCUCCUCCUGCUCUGGGCCUCAGAUAUGGAAAAUUCUGAGAUCCUGGAGCAACCGAGAAACGUCUGCCUGGGGCUCAUCAAUGAGGGCAACUAUGAGUCCUUCCACCUGGAGAACACAGCUGGCUGCUUCACAAAAUGCAGGCAGUCAGGGAAUGAACCCUGCGACCUGAAAAACUUACAGAGAUACUGGCUGAAAUACGAGUUCCAUCUGGUGGAGAAUCAGAUGGGGAUAGUGAAUACGUCUUUUUUGAAGGCUGUUGUCCAGAGUGUCAGCACCAACAUCUCAGAAGACCUGUUCUUCUCUCUGACGCCUUCCCAGGUUCCAAGGCCAGUGACAGAGGAGGAGCAUGAGCCCCCCGACAGAGUCCGGCUGCCCCGGAGUCUCUUUGAAUCCCUGCAGGACAGCAGUUCGGUGGUCCGGCUGGCCAUCACGCUCCUGGACAUCGGUCCAGGGAAUCUCUUUAAGGGCCCCGAGCUCAGCCUGGAGGACAGCAGCAGCGUGUUGAACAACCGCGUGGUGGGCUUGAGUUUGGGCAAUAUAUCUGUCAGCAGGCUGGCUGAGCCUUUGGAGAUCACCUUCUCCCACCAGCGCCCACCCUCUAACAUGACCUUCAGCUGUGUAUUCUGGGAUGUGACUAAAGGGUCAACAGGAGACUGGUCUUCCACAGGCUGCUCCACAGAGCUCAGCGCCAAGAGGACUGUCUGUCGCUGUGACCACCUGACCUUCUUCGCUUUGCUGCUGAGGCCGAUCUUGGACCGGGCCACGGUGCAGGCCCUCAUUCGCAUUUCCCAGGCUGGCUGUGGAGCCUCGAUGAUCUUCCUGGCCUUCACUGUUGUCCUGUAUGCUGCCCUGAGCCCCCAGCAGCCCCACUCCCUCCGUCUCAGAGCAAGCCGUGAGUGUGAGCGGUGCCACCCCUGUCCCCAACCAAGCCCCCGCCUGGGACACAGCCCCCAUCCCCAACAAGCUGAGCAUGACCUGCCAGCUGGCUGCGCCGCUGGACCCUGUGAGCCCGGCUUGGAGCGCCAGAAGGAAUCGUCACCAACUCUCGAGGGUGGGCCCUGGCGUCUCAGGUUCUACCGACAGCGGUUCAAGUCAGAAGAUGCCCCCAAGGUCCAUGUGGCCCUGAGCAUUAGCUUGUUUCUCCUGAAUCUAGCCUUCUUCAUCAAUGUGGGGCAUGGCCGUGAGCGGUCAGAUGCCACCUGCUGGGCCCGGGGGGCCAUCUUCCACUAUUUCCUACUCUGUACCUUUACCUGGAUGGGCCUGGAAGCCUUCCACCUCUACCUGCUCGUCAUCAAGGUCUUCAACACCUACUUUGGGCACUAUUUCCUGAAGCUGAGCCUCGUGGGCUGGGGCCUGCCUGCCCUAAUCGUCAUUGGCACUGGGAGCGCCAACAGCUAUGGCCACUAUGCCAUCCGCGACAAGAAGAACAUGGCCACGCUGGAGCUGUGCUGGUUCCGUGAGAAGACCGCUGUCUCUGCCCUCUACGUCACCGUCCAUGGCUACUUCCUUAUCACCUGCCUCUUCAGCGCUGUGGUCCUGGGCCUGGUGGCCUGGAAGAUCUUCACUCUGUCGACUGCCACAGCAGGCAAGGAGCAGGGACCGAACUGGAAGGGAGUGCUCACCGUGCUGGGCCUCUCGAGCCUGGUGGGUGUGACCUGGUGGCUGGCCAUCCUCACGCCCCUGGGCCGAUCCACCAUCUAUGUCUUCGCGCUGUUCAACUCCCUGCAAGGUGUCUUCAUCUUCUGCUGGUUCGCUGUGCUCUACUUCCCCAGCCGGACUGCCGUGUCCUCCUCUUCUGGCACCGCCAGAAUUGACCAGGUCCACACCGCGUCUCAAGAAUAGGGGGCCUCCGUGGGGUCAGGCUGGGAGCCGGCCACACAUUGUGGACUCAGCUCUGACUCCCUGUGUGAACUCAGGCUGCUCCUUGCCUCCUUCUGGCCUUCGGUUUCUAUGUUUGUACAACGUGGCUGGGGAAGGGAGGUGUUGGGGGCCAGUUUGGGCCACCUGGCCUCAGUGGUUCCAUCCAGAUACUUCUAUGGGUCCUAGAGUCCACAAAUCCAGGAUUGCGAGAGUCUGAAGACCGCUGCCAGCAUAGAGCAGUGCCCUCACCUGUACCUGUACCUGCACCUCCUGCCUACAGAGCAAAACAGCUUAUCUCUGCCAUUGGCCACCUCUGGUUGUAGUCACAGGGGGACUCUGUUAUCAGAAUUGCCCCUUGAAGGAGUCCCGGCCUCUCCUCUUCCUCCCUCUUACCACUGCCCUCUCACAACACCACCCUCUGGCUGCCUGUCCUCAGGCACUGGGACAGUUGUGCACUAGAGGUUUGGGUCUAUCUAUGCAGAGGAGCCCCUGCCACCAGGGACCGCCCACCCUCCAGCUGUCUGGGGACACUGAAUUUCAGAGAAUGCCACUUACUCAAUAGUGGGUGUGAUACCAUAAGCAGGCUCCCCUCCCCACCCUGACUGCCACACGUGUGGCCUGACCUCUGAUCUGCUGUCAUAGUGGGGUGGAAGGCAGAUGGUCCAGAGCUGCGCAUACCUGAGGGCCGAGGGGCAGGGCAGGGGAGAGGGCUGGGCUGAGCAGAGAGAGGGCAGGCGUUGCCCCCAGAACCUAAGCUCCUAUCAAGCAGGUCCAUCAGCCUCAUUCACCGGUUCAGCCCAGCCCGAGCCUGGCACGUUUCAGGCCCCAAAUAAAUAUCUGUUGUCUGAAUAGAUGGAUGUGUGAGUUUGGCAUCAGCCUGCAUGGUUCGGAGCCAGGGGAGUGUCUCAGGCCAGGCCCGGCUUGGGUACGUCACCUCCAGUGGCUGGGCCUCCAUUUCGCAACUGUUGCUGGUUUCCUCAGUAGGAAACAAAAGAGGCAGAGAUAAGAGAGAGAGAAAGCCAGCUAGAGAGAGGGAAUUAACAGAUAAACCAACACAAAGAAAGAAAACAAGAGUGUAGGGGACAGAAAGACAGCAGCCCCCUGGCCCGCCCCACUGCCCAUGAUCACGCCCCAAGUCUAGCCUUGAGUUCCGAACCACUGGGGACAUCUCACCUUCCCUACUCACCCCCAUCCUCCCCAGUGGGCUUGGCCAAGGUCAAGCACCUGCUGUAGGUGAGAAGCUAUUGUUAUCAGACCGUCCCCCACAGCCUUUGGGCCGCCAGCCAUCUCCUGCUCCCCGAUGGCUAUGCUGAGUGGACGCCCUCCCUUCUCCCUCCUCCCGCCCAACAAACAGAUGAAAGACAGGAAGGCAGGGGCCCUCGCUUUAUGCAAGUUGCUGUGUUCCUGGAAGGGAAAUUCUAGGGUGUGGACCUUGCAUCAGCCGGGCCACAGUAUAUCAGUUUUUGUGGACAAACUUGGUGGGUCUGGGGACUUACUUUUUUUCACUGACACCAAUUUCUCACGCUGAAGGUCGUGGCCCUCUUACCUCAAAGUCUCAGAGUUUCUGGGCACAAACCUUUGUAUUCCACGGCUGCUUCAUUGUCGGACAGGCCUGCCUCUGCCACUUAGGGGCUGUGUGAUGUUGGGGUGUGUCGCCUCACCUCUCUGAGCCUCAGGUGCCCCAUCCAUAGAACGGAAAUCAUCAAAUUCUUGCCCCGACUUGAGAGCAUUAAGUGAAGGCACAAAAGUAAAGUGCCGGGUACAGACACGGCAGGAAUUAGAGACCUCUGAGGCUCACAGAAAGAUCAGGUGGAACCCUUGUGUGAAACGGGAACCUUUGCGACCUGUGUGUAAAAUAGGAGAGGUGUGAACGUUAAAAAUCCCUUCCAGAUUCCUUCUACAGCUCUGCCGAGUAGACCAGCCCUGUGUGGGGAGGAGAAAAUGGAGGCCGGGAGAUGUCUAGCAACCUGCCCAAGGCUAUUCUCCAAGCUGGGCUGAUGCAGAGCGAGGCUUCUCUGGGUUGCUGAUGCUUCCUCCUAGAGCAUUUCCUGGGUUCAAGAAUUAUUGCCUCAGUCCUGGCCCCUGAGUCUCAGCGGAAACCCCGGGCUCUGGCUUUCCCAGUCGGACGUGGGGGCAGCCAAACCACGAGUCCCAAACGCGCGGGGUUUCCUGGUGCAGCUGGAGAGGGAAGAUGGGAAGACGGGGUCGAUGGCAGGGAUGUGUUCCUUUUCCAGCUGGCUGUCUACCCCAGGGCCAGGCAGGGGCAGGGGGGCCGGGGUCAGUCAUUACUUGGGGUCACUGCAAAAGUGACUCUGAGUGUCCAGCUGAGCAUUGUACUAAGGCCAGGUGGAGUGAUGGCCAAAAGGCACCCCAAGGCCCGGUGAGGAUGGAUGGGGUUCCACUAUCACCACGCGAUCCAGUAGCAACCUAGGAGGUGGACAGCACCAUGGUUAAAAGCACAAACUCUGAGGUCAGCCUGUCUGGACUAAAUUCUUCCUCUGCAACUGGCCUUGGGCCAAUUCCUCACCUACUGAACCCAUAAAGCAGGGAGAGCGGUAAUUGCCCCACGGAAUGGAUGAGGCUUCAAAGAGAUAAUGGCGGAGAGCCCAGUGCCCGGACCCCCAGCCCAGCAUGAAAGUGACUAAGCCAGAGCUUUGCUUGGGCCACCAGCUUAAAAAACAGAGGAGGUAGUAACACCGUAUCACUUACGUGAGUCAAAAACAACAACGUGCAAAAGAAUGCUCAUUUUGAAACAACAACAAAAAAAAAUGUAUCAGAAUGGCUGCCUAUAAAGGUCAGAGAAUGGGGUGGGGCGCCUGGGUGGCUCAGUCAGUUACGUUUCUGACUCUUGAUUUUCAGCUCAGGUCAUGAUCCCACAGUUCAUCAUUGAGCUCCGCAUCAGGCUCUCUGUUUGGGAUUCUCACUCUCCCCCUCUCUCUCCCCCUCCCUCCCUCAAAAUAAAUGAAUAAACUUAAAAAAAAAAAAAAGAAUCAGAUAAUUAGAGUGGGUAUGAGGAUAAAAAGGAAUAAAGAAAUAUACAAAAGAAAUGAGACUAGCCUGACACACCCCCUGUUUACUUUUCGCUCCUCCCUGCCUGCCCUCGCCCCAGGCGGAUUCCUCAGGGGUAAUUGCAGGGCACACGGUCCCACGACAGUUUGAUUUAUCCUUCACACUUUAUUUUUCAUGACUGCAUAAUAUUCCAGCCAGAAUUUAAAAUCACGAUUUAUUAUUGAGAAUUGAGGUUAUUGCUAUGUUUCCCCCAGCAGCAGCAACUGUGUAAACUUGUCAGGACAGUGUUUCUCCAGAAGCGGCCCCCCACACCC